Messenger RNA from Pantherophis guttatus, 4914 nucleotides. The record is from RefSeq and is a predicted model, not a curated record. NCBI's taxonomy places the organism in Eukaryota, Metazoa, Chordata, Lepidosauria, Squamata, Colubridae.
UCCCCCGCCACCCUCCAGCCUUGCCCACCCACCUCUGAUCUAGGUAGAUCCUCCACCCUUUAGAGCGAUCUCCCUUUCCUUCUCCUCGGGGGUUUCUUCCCCUCUUUCUUUCUCCCGACUUGCUCUUGAGUUCUCCUUUCUUUUUCUUUAGGACUGGUCCUUCCCUUCUAUGAGACACUAAAGGGGAGCAGAUACCUUGUUCUGUACAUACCCCCAUUAUUGAUUUUGGGGAGUGGGGGGGAAAGGUAGGUGACAGCUGCCAUAAACAGAAGGAUUUGGUCUUUCUUUCUUUCUCAUCACGUCGGUAGCGCUAAACGGGUUUCGUGGCUGCUUGGAGAUGGAGGUGGCUGAUUUUAAACUGAUAUUGGGAGCCCAGUGCUAACUCUACCAAGUCUUUGGGUGAAUAAUCAGCUUGGAUUCAUCUGCCAGGAUGUUUUGGCAUUGCUUGCCACCGGCUGUGCCUGCUGGGUAGAUGCUCCCAGUCUUGGAUCCUUUCUUAAGAAUCAUCUUAUAUCACUAUAACUGGUUUUGGAUAACUUUGCUGCUGCCUGGAUUGUUACUUCGGGACUGCUGCCUGCCCCUGUCGAAGAUGUCAUUGUUGUCUUUUUCUUUGUGACCCUUUCAGGCUGGGGUAUGUUCUGCCAGACACAUUCUUAAGGAGAUCUUGGAUUUAUAAUGCUCACGGUUUUGCUUGGAUCACUGCCUGCCACUGCCAGUUGACUUUGUCAUCUUGAUAGGUGGCCCAAAGAUCUCUUAUCUCCUCCUGGACAUUAUAGUGGCAUCCUUCUACAGGAUGAUAGCACAAGAUGCAUGGUGGCACCAACUGCACCUUGCUGUGAAACUUAGGUGCAGGGAUGAGAGUUGAGAACAAAGAUUUUGGAAUAUCACCCAAGCAGGACUUGGUACUGCACCCCAAGGAAAUCACUCAUAUUCUUAUACAAAACUUAUGGAGCUGCAGAGACAUUCCAAAUCUAUAAGGGAUCCUCAUAAAUUCUCAGAAACAUUGGAUUGCCUGCAAGAACCCAAAAGCAAUGUGGGACAGCACAUCAAGCUGGAGAUGGGGGUUGAGGGAGAGGAUGCCCAUUCUUCACCUCCUAAACUCUCUCGGCCACCAGCACCUUCUCCUAGCGACACCCUUGUUCAGAGUUUGAAUGGCUUACCGGGAGCAGACAGGCGGGUACACGCUCCAGGCGUGACUACAACAGGCCUCGACCAAGGAGAAACCUCUCGACUAGGGCAUUACCUGUUGAUUGACAGUCAGGGGCUGCCCUACACUGUACUGGUAGAAGAGGGAGUGGGGACACCAGGGGGCCCCGAAGUGGGUGGGAGCGGGGGAACCUUGCGCAAGGUAUACAGCUGUCCUGUGUGCUUGCGAACAUUCGAGUACCUGUCUUACCUGCAGCGCCACAGCAUUACUCACUCAGAAAGCAAGCCCCACAUCUGCCGGGCAUGUGGCAAAGCUUUCAAGCGCACUUCCCACUUGGAGCGCCAUAAGUAUACCCACUCGGGCCGGAAGCCUCAUCAGUGCCCCAUCUGCCAGCGCCGUUUCCGUGACUCUGGAGAGCUUUCCCAUCACCAGCGGGUGCACACUGGUGAGCGGCCUUACCAGUGUGAAGCAUGCCACAUGCGCUUCGGGGAACGCAACACCCUCCAGAGGCACAUCCGCCGGAAGCAUCGUUUGCAGCUCCUCCCCACGCCAUGGUGCUCCAGAAGGGGAUGGUGGAUCAUGAAAACUGGCAUGCCUUGAAGAUCAGAGCAUUCACACAUUAAGAGUCUGGAAGAGGUUAUAGUGAAUCAUCAUGAUUACAGCAAAGGUCAAGGUACAGGUGAGUAGAUUGAUUCCUCAGAAUGUCUCUGGAUAAGGAGAGGAAGGAGAUUGCCCAAUUGUGCUCUGGCUGGCUGUUCCCCACAAGCAGACCAUAGGAUGGCUUUCUGCAGGUUUGAGUAUGGAAGAUGAUAGGAUUAGUCAUCUUGAUCAAACUAUGGUGAUGAUUUUCAGAGGAAAUCAUGUUUGCAAACACUGCCUUUAAUCCUGGACCAAGGAAAACUUUAAGCUUAAGAAUUUAAAGAGUCUGAAAUAAACAACAAAAAAGUAAAUAAGAGUUUAAUCUUAGAAGGUUAUAAACAGACUAAGGGACCAGACAAAAUUGGAAUAUUGAAACAUUUACAAUAAGAUGUUAGAAUUAUUGGACUUCCAGUUUGGCAUCGCGGCGAGACAGUCGGGGAAUUAGCGGGCUCCGAUGAGCUCCACGAAAACUCCAGCUGACGAACUGCUGCCGAUGGGUCUGUGGACCAGAACCAUCCUGUAGGGAUUGGGAAGAAAGAGAGGUGCCUCGGAUGACCAAGAGGAACAGGUAAGUUCCUCGAAGGUUGGAGGGAACUCUCUGUGACUCGGCAGCCGGAGAUGGCAGCCAUGGCGCCUGCCACGAAGCUGGGACAACCGGACUAAGUAUGGAGCUGGAGAGAGGAGAGGAACGGAACAGAGUUUUUUGAAGCCGGGUGAGUGACAGCCAACCCAGGCAUGAAAUAACAACAAGGGAAACAUCUUUUAACUAUAAGACCCCUAAUGAUAAAUAGCGGCUAAGGAGCGUGGGGGCAAAGAAGAUUUUGAAACGUAACUUUAAAGAGACAAAAACCCGAUUGGAAAUUGAUUUUUGAACAAACUAUUUGGAAACCUUAAACAAUUAGAUAAUGGUCAAAGGAUUGGAAAGAAAUAAAGAGAUCCUUUUUUUUCUUCUUUUUAAAUUUCAAGAAAAACAAAGAGAAUGGAUAAUAAGCUUUAAAAAAGAAAUGAUGUACAAAUAAAAGGAAAAAAAGGGGGAAAAAGAAGUGAGAAGAGCUAUUCAAAUUUGGACUGGACUUUAAAUAUGAUUGGGUACUUCUAAACCUUAAAGAAAAAGAGAAGCUAAAUAAGAUUGUUAUGUAAUUGAAACAAAAUGGAUACUUUUUAAACAACCAGAAAUUCUGGAUUGCAGAGAAACACCAUCUGGAGUAAAAAGGAAUAUUGCAACUUGGUUUUUGUUUUGGAAAAUUGUGGACUUCGCAGAUAACAUCCAUGAGAACUUAAGGGGGAGGAUUUUCUUGUCUACAAGAGGCUUGACUUUGGGGGGGGGGGAAAUAAAAAGAACGGAUCAUAACGGAACUCUUACAAUUGGAAUAAUAUUAAUCUAAAAAGAAAAAUGGUGCAGGAAUUAGAGAAGGAACAAAUUGAUCUAUUUAACUUGGACAAUGGAAAUAAGAGAAAUAACUAUAAUAUUGCACAGAGGAUAAAAAUUUGAGGAUACAGAAGUUGAAAUGGAGUAUACAUAAGUGGACAAGAAAAUGAAGAUGGAGGAAUAAGACAUAGAGGUAAAGAAUAAAGAAGACAAAGACAAUGUGAUUAAAUAUGAAUAAGUAAUUGAUCAUGUGAAUAGUAAUAAUAAAAAGGAGGUCUCGAGAUUAUAUUGAGAUUAACAAUAACAUAAUGAUGAUUACACUGGGAUUAACAGUGAAUGAUAAAAGAAUAAAAGGUUGGGAAAUAUUAAAGAAAAUAAAAAAGUUCAGGACUUGGAUUUAUAAAAUGACUAUAUUGUGAUUAAUAAAUAUGAGAAGAAAUAUGUUACAGAUACUUAGAAAUAAAAUAUGGAUUGAAGCUAAAACAUACGAGAAAUAGACUAUGUUAAAAGAAAAUAUGUCAAUGGAUAUAAUGAAUCAAUUUUUUAUUAAGAUGUUAGAAGGUAUUAUUUGAGAAAAUUGAUGGCUAUAAUAAUUGGGAUAUUGUUUAAAUACUUAAAACAAUUGUAACAAUUUGAAUACUUUUAAUAAUAUAUUUAUUUAAGUAAAAGAUGAUUGCUGGGAUUAACAGUGGGGGAAGAUGAUUACACUGGAAUUAACAGUGGAAUAAAGAUGAUUACACUGGGAUUAACAGUGGAAUGAUAAAAGAAAAGGUUAAAUUAGAUCUUGUAAAAAGAAAACAUAAUAAUGGACAUAAUGAAUCAAUUUCUAUUAAGACGCUGGAUGGUAUUAUUUGAGAAAACUGAUAGAGAUAAUAAUAGGGAUAUUGUUUAAAUAUGUAUAACAAUUGUAAUAAGUUGAACAUUUUCUACUUAAGCAAAAAAGAAAACAAAAUUGAAACAAUAUAUGAUUAUGAUUUACAAACAAAAAUUAUUUAAUUAGUGUGUAUAAGAUUUAAAUUUGAUAAAGUAAUACUGGAAUAAAGAUUUAAUGAGAACUACAUGAAGUAAUAAAUAAAUGUAAGGAAGUUUUAGAAAUGGAAAUAAUUUUGAAAUAUAAACAUGUUUGAACUGUAUUGUUAAUAGUGAGAACUUAGGGUAAGAAUUGUGAAAUGUAGUAUGAGGUAUUAAUUGAAUUAAGAUUUAAGAUGGGUUAAUAGAAGGGUAAUUGUUUUUUAUUAAGUAAAUAUGAGUAAACUUUUUCUAAGAUGGUAUUAGUUGAAAUAUAUGAUUUAAGAUUAAGAAAUAAGUGUUAUGGCAAAACAGAAUAUAUAAAAUUUGUUAAAGAUGACAAAAAAUUGAACAAAUUGAUGACCAGUCAAAGCUCUGUUCGAAAAAGAUGUAAUUUGUGUGUUGGAAAAAAAAAUAAAAAAAACUUUGCAAAAAAAAUUUUUUUUUUAGAAUUAUUUAUAAAAUACAAACAGUGGCUUGUGAGAAGUAGAUCCUGUUUUGCUUUUUGCAAGACACAAACAAUAAGAUUUCAAAAACUGAACAUUAGAGAGAACUAAGGAUUUUAGGUAAAGGAAAUAUAACAGGCCUGCCAAGUUGGUUAUGACAAUAAAAAUACUGAGGGAGACUUUUGAAGAAUGGGAUCAGUAUCCACUAUAUCAGUAAUGCAGUAAUUAUAUCUGGUUCUAUGGAUAGAUCAUGUUCAAAAAAUGUUACUGAAGAAGUGUCAGAUAUAGACCAAAUGUUAUAUGAC